This is a messenger RNA of Sphenostylis stenocarpa, 255 nucleotides long. The record is from the annotation of a GenBank genome assembly. NCBI's taxonomy places the organism in Eukaryota, Viridiplantae, Streptophyta, Magnoliopsida, Fabales, Fabaceae.
AUGGCCACUCCACCUCCAUUUCUCCCUCACCCUCUAGCCCCAAUCGUUGGCCAUUCACCUCCACAGAUGCUCAUCCCCGCCUCCCUCAUCGCAAACGACCCUCCUUGCUGCCCCCAUUUUGCCCGAGGUGUGGAGCAUGGACAGUUGGAAUACAGGAUUGUGUUUUCAGGUCCAAAUUUGAAAACCGGCUCUUGGGGUCGGAGUUUUCAACCUUAUGCUGCUGAGAGAUCCAAGGCCGAUCUAGUUGGGUCUUAG